Opisthorchis viverrini is the source of this 561-nucleotide messenger RNA. RefSeq lists its product as hypothetical. The transcript is spliced from 5 exons. The record is from RefSeq and is a predicted model, not a curated record. Lineage: Eukaryota; Metazoa; Platyhelminthes; Trematoda; Opisthorchiida; Opisthorchiidae. Bases 1 to 561 code for a protein of 186 amino acids.
AUGGUCAGAAGGUCGCGGGUUCGAAACUUUGAGUUGCGGCUCGUGUGGGUUGGUGUCGGCGAAUCCGUAACGAGUCAUUUAGAAAGCAAGUUUUCGGCUGUGCAACGGAUACUUCUAUUGAAGAAUGUAUCCAGCACCAGAAGCUGCGCUGAUUGGGACAUGUGUUGCUUAUUCCUAACCAUCUGCUGUUUCCCGUGCCGAAUUUAUAGUGGCGGAAGCAGAGAGGUGACCAACCCUUUUCCCGGCAGAGGGGUAGGGAGAAAAUUACGAAACGUCUGGGUGCUGUUGGUGCAACUCGCCUUCGAGGACCGAGACCGCGUGAUCCCCACUGGUUGGAGACGCUGCGAGAUAAGGCUGCUAACCGAUGUCACUGGCACUCUUGUCAGUUUCUAUCCAGAUAGCCUGAAUGAGUGUCUGGAGAACUUUUCAAAUAAAUCACAGCUGAACGGCGGCGAAGCAUCGGUUUUGAAUACUGAUGCCACGCUCCAGACACCGCUGCCUUGCGGUCAGGCUUUUGAGUCAACAGCUUUGGUUGAAGACCCCAAUUGUCCUCCCGACUAG